Salvia hispanica is the source of this 464-nucleotide messenger RNA. Its product is annotated as syntaxin-52-like. NCBI's taxonomy places the organism in Eukaryota, Viridiplantae, Streptophyta, Magnoliopsida, Lamiales, Lamiaceae. The record is from RefSeq and is a predicted model, not a curated record.
AAGAAGAUAGCCGGUGAACUGAUCUCAAUUAAGCUGAUUUAGAGGCGCCUUCAUUAGCCUACAAAAUAAAUAGAAAAAUGAAGCCUGUGGAUGCUAUGAGCAGAGCAAGUGGCCUUACUAACUCUGAAAUUCUUCAUCUUCAGGCACAAAUCAUAAGAGAGCAAGAUGAAGAUCUUGAGAAACUGGCAGAGGUAAUUGGAAGCACAAACCGUAUUGCAUGGGCCAUCAAAGAAGAAUUUCGUUUACUUGAAGGACUUGACGCUGGUGUGAACAAAUAUGUGGAGGUUCCAGACCCCAAACUACAGCGAGUGCAGAGAAGGCUUGAAAUCUCAAACAAACGCACAAUGCUAUUGCUUUUGUCAUUAAUUGGAAUUAUUGUGUUGGCUGCUUUCAUUUAUAUACUCAGCAGGUAUUUGUAAAUUUGUAAUGAAUUUUGUAAUAAAGUUGUCACACAAAAACUCAUU